AUGUCUUCUAAGCAAAGAAAGCUGAGCAUUUCUGGUCCGUCUACACGUAAGCCGCUCCAGAGCAUACGACGAGCAUCUUUAGAUGAGGGUGUUGCAUUGAUUGUCUUUUGUGUUGCAAUCGUUUUUUCAAAAUCAACAGUUCCUACUAUUUCGAAAAGUUCUGCCAGUUGUGAAAGUUUUCUCUCGCUGGGCAAAGAUUACAAAAACGUAGAUGAUAAUCUGUGGUAUACGCUGGACGUGUGUUUACAUCGUUCCACUGAUGCGCAUAAACCAGAACCUGGAACAGUGCUCUUCUUACACAACCGCCCCACAGCGAUGGUGGACGAAUUUAUAACUAGAAUAACUAACAUUACGGCUUGUAAUUUCGGUGGCACGAGGCCAAUCAUUCUAAAUGGCAAAUAUUUCCACCGGGCUGACAUCCAACAAGAUUACGGCGUGUUUGUGCAACAACAAAAGACCACCUUGCUAGAACAAGGGGUGAUGGUGGUGCGAAAUUUGGAAGAUAUUCCCGCAAAGGCCGCACAAGCUUUUCACACAAUCUGCGAUACUGAAGAACCGUUGGUUGAAAAGGCGAUAAUUUACUUGUCUUUGGACACAUCGAAAACAGUAAGCCGGAUGGAUUUCGGUGAACGUAGUGCCACGGCGGAAGCAGAACAUUUGCUUCAGGAAAUGUGGAAAAAUGAUCUACGGCCAGAAUUUCUCAACCCGCUGAUCGUUCGACUGACAGAAAAUGUAUACCGUAUUGGAUAAGAUGUUUCGACACAAUCAAAUUAUUUAUCGGCUAUUAUCC
Messenger RNA from Anopheles nili, 790 nucleotides. RefSeq lists its product as uncharacterized. Lineage: Eukaryota; Metazoa; Arthropoda; Insecta; Diptera; Culicidae. Gene Ontology annotation, biological process: membrane organization. Gene Ontology annotation, molecular function: ATPase activator activity. The transcript is spliced from 3 exons. The record is from RefSeq and is a predicted model, not a curated record. The coding region runs from base 1 to 750 and encodes 249 amino acids. Gene Ontology annotation, cellular component: membrane.